ACGACACCCACCAAUAGUACACUUGACCCACCCCUCUGACUCUGAGCCGGCUCCCACUUGACCCGACCCAAGUUGAAACAAUCUGAUUUAACAACCGUAACGCAAACACAACGCAAUAAAUAAGGACUCAACCCAUGAGACUGAUUUUGAAAACCACCCUUUUCGCGAUUCCCAGACUCACUACGAGUGCCGCAUUUUCACAAACACCUACCGUUCAUCUUCUUCCUCUUCACGCUCCCCGUCCCGCCAAAACCCUUCUCCUUACCAAAACACCGUCAUUUCGCACUUCUGCAUGCGCACCAAUGUCGACGCAGCACCACGUUCGCGACACAAUCGAACUCACUACCAUCGAGAAGAGCAUCUUCGAUAGGCUUCUCGCCACUCUCCGUCACUUUCAACUCCAAACUCAGCUCCGUAUCGCCGGUGGCUGGGUUCGAGAUAAGCUUUUGGGAAAAGAUUGUUAUGACAUUGAUAUUGCUCUUGAUGAUAUGAUGGGUACUGAGUUUGUGGAAAAAGUCAGAGAUUAUUUGUUGUUCAUUAAGGAAGAUGCGCCAAGUGUUUGUGUUAUUGAGAGCAACCCUGACCAGUCCAAACAUUUGGAAACAGCCAGGAUGCGCUUGUCUGAUAUGUGGAUUGAUUUUGUCAACCUAAGGAGCGAGGAAUACGCCGAGAAUAGCCGCAUUCCUUCUAAGCAAACAUUUGGCACAGCUGAACAGGAUGCAUAUAGGAGGGAUUUAACAAUUAACAGUUUAUUCUAUAAUAUCAACACCGGCGCAGUUGAAGAUUUGACUAACAGAGGAAUCUCAGACCUUAAGUCUGGAAAGAUAGUGACCCCUUUACCCCCAAAGGCCACCUUUCUUGAUGAUCCAUUGCGAGUUCUUCGAGCCAUUCGAUUCGGUGCUAGAUUUGAUUUUACUCUAGAUGAAGAUUUAAAAGGAGCUGCUGCGUGUGAUGAUGUGAAAAAUGCUCUAGCUGCUAAAAUUAGCAGAGAGCGCGUCGGAACAGAGGUUGAUUUAAUGAUGUCUGGAAAUCAACCUGUCAAAGCAAUGACUUAUAUUUGUGAGCUUACACUAUUCUGGACUGUCUUUACUCUUCCUGCUGAGCAUGAACCUGUCAUUUCGGAUGGGUGUGAAAGGCUUUGCAUUUCUUACUUGGAUAAUGCAUCAAACCUUAUCCAUUUACUUGGAGAGUCAACCUUUACAGCUGAACAAAGAAGACUCUCACUCUAUGCUGCUUUGUUUCUUCCACUCAGAAAUACCACUUAUAGUGAGAAGAAGGCUAAGAAGGUUCCUGUUGUCAACCAUAUCAUUCGCGAGUCUCUCAAGCGAAAAACUAAGGAUGCAGAAACGGUUCUUGACUUACACCGUUUGUCGUAUAAAUUCUUGUCGUUGAUUCCUUAUCUCGCAUCUGGUGAGGAUAUUCAAGCUUCAAAUCUUGAUUGGAUGAGAGACUUUGAUGUCCCUGUCUCUUCUAGAGCCCGAGUAAUAACAGGUUUUCUCUUAAGAGAGCUUAAAGAUUUUUGGCGAGUUGCACUGUUGAUAUCCAUUAUAUUACAUCCUAUUGACUCUGAGGAUCAGUUGGGAAAACAAAGAGAUCUGUUUAAUGCCGUGGAGAAUUCUAUAACCAAAUUAGGCCUUGAGAAAGUAUGGGAUGUAAAACCAUUGAUCAAUGGCAAAGAUGUUAUGAAGGUUCUACAGCUUAAAGGAGGGCCGCUUGUUAAGGAGUGGCUGGACAAAACAAUGGCUUGGCAACUUGCCAAUCCAUCCGGAACUGCAGAGAAAUGCAUUGAAUGGUUGGAAGAAGCCAAUUCCAAGCGAGUAAAGUUGGAGUGAGGCACACUGAUGCAAGCAAAAAUAUGGUAAAGAGGACAGUGAAUUUUGCUAGUAAUUUCGACCCACUGAGCAAUGGGGUGCUUCUAUGAAAUGCAAGUAGAGAAAAAUUGAUAAAUUUUCUGAUUAACUUCUCACUGUAACCAACCAUACGGUAAGUAGAGAGCCACUAACUAGUAACUAGGGAAAAAUAACAUUGUAUUAAAAAAAGAAAAAAGAAAAAGGAACUGCUUCUGUCACCAUUUUGACUUUGUUGCGAGUUUCUUAUCCCA
Messenger RNA from Medicago truncatula (barrel medic), 2101 nucleotides. Its product is annotated as tRNA nucleotidyltransferase cca2. Gene Ontology annotation, biological process: tRNA 3'-terminal CCA addition. The transcript is spliced from 15 exons. Gene Ontology annotation, molecular function: CC tRNA cytidylyltransferase activity; ATP:3'-cytidine-cytidine-tRNA adenylyltransferase activity; RNA binding. Lineage: Eukaryota; Viridiplantae; Streptophyta; Magnoliopsida; Fabales; Fabaceae. Bases 135 to 1832 code for a protein of 565 amino acids. The record is from RefSeq and is a predicted model, not a curated record.